UUGACACGUACGAGCCCCAGCGCGUAUAGUUGGGACUUGAUGUCCAGAGUAUUGGAUUCAGGAUCAUCCCUUCGUGGUGAGAGGUAAAUCUCUACGCCUCGAUUCCUCAUGGCUCUGAGGAUAUAAAAGUUAUUGUUACCAUUGGGGUCCAUGGUGAGGAAAAGACGGAAAUUCGGAUGUGGUUUUAUGGUGUGGACGUUGCCAGAUGAGUCAGUACCUCGUUCACCGAUCGUGAGAACGCCAUUCGGCUCGAGGAGGCCAUUCAGUCUGUCGAGAACUGCUGGACUGCACAGGUUUACUUGGUCCACGAGGAGCCACGUGCCAUCACGCAAACACUAGAAACAUCAUAUAUCAAUAUUUCAUGAGAGCAAUUCCAUUUUCUUUCAUUUUUAUGUUAUACAGAUCCGACAGUACUUGAACAAUAAGAAAUUUACUCAAUUUUUUUUCUAAUUUUCCGAUUCGUAUAUUUAUCAUUACUGAGCAGCAAAAAUUAUGGAAAAAUGUUGACUAGAUGUUUUGGAAUAAUUAAUUUAAAAUCAGUCAUUUGCGAAAACAAUUUAUGACGUCUCAUGGUUAUGGAAAAAAGAUAUCUCGGAGGUGUAUGUUUUAGAGGAACUGGAAUAUGUUGAAUAAUUCAGUUGCGAAAGAAAACGAGACACGUAAAUUUUACAUUGAGACGAUUUUUGGAGAACGUCUUGAGACAAAAGAAAGAUGGGGUAAUGUUCAUGAGAUCGCCUUUGCAGAAGGGACUGUGAUAAAGGUUUUUAGUGGGGAUCUUCCUCCCUUAGAAUCCGAGAUAUCUCUCCGCGCAUAUUGGAGUUCAUUCAUUCUGUUUCACCCCUACAAUAACAAACUACUAUUUUAUCGGGUCAAUUGACCUGAAAAUGCUCGAAUGGACGAGUCAUUUUGUUCGUGAUUAAUCUGACAGCUGCGAAAGGUGUUGAUGUUCAUUCUAAUAGAAUCAGCACCUCAGAUUUUCAUUGAUUGUAGUUUUAAUUUUACCUUCACCAAUACACUGUCGAUCCAUUCGAAUUUACCGCCCGCAUUCAAACAUUUUUCUUCCUUCACAACUGCAGCGAGAUUUUCCAGUUUAGUCUCGAGUUCAGUCAGACCACUGUUUUCUGUCGACCUGAGCCCUCUGAUCGUUGAAGUCAGCUUCAAAAGUUUUUCAAUACGUUGCAAAAAGAGUUCGAUCUCGUCGGCCAUUGUCCUGGGCAGAUCAUCACCUGAAAGUUUUACAAACAAAUAAACCGGGGAACUGACUUGUAACAGAUGAAGAAAGUUACGACCACUCGAGUGGAAGAGAUAGCACAUAAUCCAAGAUACCAGACACAUAAUCGACCAACAAGUCCAGAUAAAGAAAGAAUAGACGAAAAAAAAAAUUGGUUGAAUUGAGAUGAAAUUUUCCCCGAUGGCUCAUUGCGGGGUCAUGAAAGAAAUCACGAAUAAUGCUAGUGAGCACACCGCUGGGAAGAGCUGUUUCGCAUGAAUACACGAACUCCCAAGAGUUGAAUCUUCUAGAGUGGAUCAACCAGGACUAAUUCUCGCAUCCUGCUUCCCCGAAAACCACUAGAGAUAAGAUGUUGAUAAGAAUAAGGUGACCAUCACGACACGGGGCGUUGAUGCAAGUAGAUCGCUCUAGGAUCGAUCAGAGAGUUACCGUUUAUGCGUUACGAGCGUCGAGACGCCGCCAGGCCAAUUAGACCGAGCGUGUGGUGCGAGGGUGGGAAAGGGCGCCAAAGGCAUCAGAGGACAAAGGACCACAUCCGCCUAAAAAGGAAGAGGGGAAAAAGGUGACCUGGAAGUGACGGUGAACACUAGAGCUGACGGAUAACGAAAUGGCUGCCGGAUCCGCUGUGGCUAUGAUUGGUGCCAAUCUACGAUUUGGCAUCGGAGCAUCUGGUAAUGUGACAUCCAAUUCCACAAAAGUAUUUCAGUGUCAUCCUGGUGGAGUAACGGAAGCAACAGUGAUAUUCAGUCUAGGCGCCCUUGGAAUGGGUGCCAAUAUAAUCCUAAUGAUUCUCAUUUUAACAAAGCGACAUCUCAGAAGGUGGUCGCAGGGACUAUUGUUUCAUCAGGCAAUGGUAGACUGUGCUCGAGCUGCUAUAUUAUUACCACUGGGCUCUAGUAUACUCAACUGUCAACCAGUGCACAAGUGUUCACUCGUUGAAACAGCUUUUCUACUACUGGUGACAGUGUCGACUGUCAAUAUGUUGACGACAGUGCUCAAUGAUAGUCCAGUAUUUCCGGAGAGUGACGAAGAAGCUGAUCUGACAGCACCGUUGUUGAUGGAUUCACCUCAGUGCGUUCUAUUCGGCACUUUCAUGAUAUGGUUCGCCAGUAUCACGAUAAACCUCGGGCCAACAUUCCUCAGUGGUGCACUCGCAGCAAAUACCGAGUCUGGUCACAAUGCACCUAGUUGCCCUCUUGUUCAUGGACCAUUCAGACAUUAUAUACUUAAUGUCCUCUGGAUUGUUAUUAACGUGAUAUGCGUCUCACUGACGUUAUUUCAUCUGAGAAAAUUACAUCGGGAUUUAACCAAAGCCAAUGUCGAAGCUGUUCGUGUAGCAGGACUUGUCACAACGCUUGUCAACGUGACGGGCGGUGGCCACAGCAGUGCAAAUCCAGCCGCAGAUGGUGGAACGACAGACCAAAGGAAUGGCACAACGCCCAAGCGGAGUGGUGCGCUCGAGGAGCACCGGAAAAUGAGAAAUUACUUGAGGAGGAUGGAGCGCGAGGGUGUGCAGAGGGUGAAGAUGUUCCUGGUCAUUACUGCUGCCUAUGUUAUUUUCUGGGGGCCACUUUUUUUCGUGACUUUGGUACAUCAUCCGGUGAUUGGAAAUACCACCGGCUACGAGGUGACCCUGCACAUCGCCUACAUCCAUGCAUUCGUAAAUCCGGCUCUCUUUUUAACCCUUCAUCGAGGUCUCCGCCAAGGGAUUUCAGACGUUUGCUGUGGCUGUUGCGAGAGCAUAGCCCGAUGGAUCCUUGGAUCAACAGCAAACAGUCCUCUACAAUCGGUACAGCCCCCCAGAUACGAGCCACCACUGAAUGUUCCCUCACCACCAGCCCCACCCCUACCCACAGCAGUAUCAGCCUGUGAUCUCAGUGACAUUGCACAGUUAAAACCUCCCUUACCGCCAGCAGCUAAAUAUCUCCCGCAAGAUGAACCUAUCAGUAUUACACCGGACCCCUGGAGUAUCGUUAUACCACGGCCUAAGAGUGUCUCAAGCUUGUACGAGGAGAAAUUAUCAAGACGGCCGAGCUUAAUGCUUCCAGCUCCACCAAGCAUGAGUGACGCAAAUACUGCUGUCAGCCCAACGAGUAGUGAUAUGCUUAGUGAAUAAUUUUUCGGUUUAUUAAAUAUUCGAGUGGAAUUUAUGAAUUUUUUACUUCUCAUAAAUGUAUUUUAUAGAAGAACACACUGGUGGAAAGAUCCACGUCGUAUUCUGAUGGCCAUUGAGACGAAAUAAAAUCGUAUACCAAGAGAGUGGAAUGAAAUAAAUUUGCAAAUAUCCCUGAUCGUAUAGAUAUCGAAGGCAAUUUCAGUUUUUUGGCGUUCACACCAUUUUUCCCAGGAAAUUCCAGAGAAUUUCCGUAAACCUCUUACUUCCCAAGAUAUUCAAAAUAGUUUUACUAUAAAUUUCAUUUUUACAAAAACGUGAGUCUUUUCACCUGAUAGUGUAAUACCAUUGACUGCAUCGCAAAAUUGUAUGAACUUUCCCAUUCCACUCCAAUAUACCCCCCAACUUCUGAUGGAGUAUAUGUAUAGUAAAAUAAACGGCAUUUCUUAGAAAUUCGGUUAUCAAAAACUCAAAAAUAAAACGUAGCCAACAGCAUCGCAGAAUUAUUUUUUUACAAAGCAUUUCAAGUUGCAAAUGGAGAAAAAAUAUCUAUAUCUUCCAUAUUUCAAUGAGCACUCGUAUAGGCAAAUAUUGAUAUCUUCACAGACUGAUUUUUCAAUCUUCGAGACAAAUCGUUGACGCGUAAUUGCUGAGUCUAUGAUGUAAUAUUACGUUUAUCUAUUAUUUUUCUAUCUUGUAUCUGUUUAGUCCCUAUCCCUCUUUCCAUCCCUAUUUCUAUGACUGCACCAACGAAUUUAUUAUCAUUAGAUCUAGCCAAAUUUCGUACUAACUAUAGAAAACUAUGUGAAAUGUAACUGGAGACAAUUUACUAAUUACUGGUGUCCUUUCUAAAUAAAUUAUACGUGUCUUGUGGCUGACUAAACGUCAAAUCACAUGGAAAAAAAUCAUUUAUGAAUGUAAAUUCUGAUGUGGUACGUAUAUUCAUGGCUUAUUGUCUAUUCGCCAGUGUCUAGAAUGAUUUUUAUAACUCAACUGUAACAACAAAAUUAUGUGUAACUACCCUCGCAGUUCCUGCAAUAAACCCUAAACUUCCGAAUACCCACUAUUCGCAAAAUAUUCAUGAUAAUGUGAAUAUGCAUUUUCCAAUGCGCAUUAAAUAAAAGGUAAAGCACAAAAUCUAAAAUUAUCUGAAUAAAGAGAAAGUCAAAUAUUGUAAAUAAAUUAGCAAAGUUAAUUUGUCUUCUUUCUUCGCGUUAGGUUUAAAAAGGCUGUACCAUUAAUUAGCGUAAAUGAUGAAGGAAUUUAAUGCUGUUUUAACGCGCCAAGUGAAGGAUAUUAUUUUCAAAGGUUAAUCAUUAAGGAGAAAUUGCUCAUUAAAUGUAUUCCGCCCAACGGAGUGUUUAAACAGAUAAACGAAUUGUCAAUUAGCGAUGUAGAUUACUGUAAAUUCAUGUUGAUAGAUCAUUAUGGAGAUGCCAAUGUUUAAUCAUCCCCAUUCAAUGUAACGAUAGAUAAAUUUUUCAAAUUUAUUUCGCGAGAAUAGAAAUUCAAUUUUUUUUUUACAUGUUGUUAAUUUUCAUUGCACCUGAAUUCGAUAUAGAAGUGCACUUUACUGACACCUCUUGGGUCCACUUUGUAUAAAAAUACUAUCUCAGUAUUUUCAAUUAGAGGCAAAGUGAGGCAAAAUGCACCCUUGGAACUUAUUUUGAAAUUAACUAAUCAUUAACUUUUCUAUUAAAUGGAUUUUUUUCAACCGUGAAAAAAAUAAUUCUUCAUUUUACAAUAUGUCUAGACUCAUUUCUAUUGGGAAAAAGUUAAAGUGUCCAUUUUGCCCCGCCCGUCCCUAAUAUAGUUAUUUUUUUCAAUUGAUGUAAAAAUAGUUAAAUUGGAAUAAAUAUCAUGUAAUUUAGAGGAAUGUCGUAGAUUCUGGGGCUACUUAGUGGAUAAUUGAGCAUUUGAAAUUGCGGAAUUAACGUUUUUUUUGCGAGUACUGAAAAAUGUGCCUACGAGAAUGGAAUAUAGAACUACCGAGCAGUCGAUUAUUGUCAUGAACGUGGAUCGUCAUUAAUCCAUGUGUAAAUGACUCGAUUAUUCAAUAAAAAUAUUCAAUGUAAAACUG
Molecule: messenger RNA, 5424 nt
Organism: Diachasmimorpha longicaudata
Lineage: Eukaryota; Metazoa; Arthropoda; Insecta; Hymenoptera; Braconidae
Exons: 11
Coding region: 1839-3347 (502 amino acids)
Biological process (GO): G protein-coupled receptor signaling pathway
Cellular component (GO): membrane
Molecular function (GO): G protein-coupled receptor activity
Source: RefSeq, a predicted model, not a curated record